Messenger RNA from Neurospora crassa OR74A, 432 nucleotides. RefSeq lists its product as hypothetical. Bases 1 to 432 code for a protein of 143 amino acids. The record is from RefSeq and is a predicted model, not a curated record. The transcript is spliced from 2 exons. NCBI's taxonomy places the organism in Eukaryota, Fungi, Ascomycota, Sordariomycetes, Sordariales, Sordariaceae.
AUGAAGUCUCUUAUCACCGUGGCUGCCCUUACACUGGCUGCCCUUACCGGCACUGCCCUUAGCGGCCUCGUUGCUGCCCCAGUUGACUUGUCCAAGUACAACCUCUCCAACUGUACCAAAGCUUACUUGCCUUAUACUGCGACGCAAAUGACCGGAAUCGAGGUUAACGAGGAGCGAAAGUACGCGUACUGCGUCGUCACCACCCGCAAUUCCACCUUCUUCGACUACAAAUGCUUGUGUAGGGGGGGAGACGGCUUGGGGUCAGCAAUCAUCGAUGCGGCUCUUCUAGACGGCGCUGUUUGGCUCGAGUGUGGGUGGGAUUACUCCUUCAAUGUAGUCUUCCCCGAGACGAGAAACUUCUGCCGCACAUUGUUGAACGAAGACGCCGCCACUGAUCAUGGGCAAUUGUUGGAACGCUAUGUCCCGACCUAG